This is a messenger RNA of Oncorhynchus kisutch (coho salmon), 5405 nucleotides long. Its product is annotated as ras-related GTP-binding protein C-like. Gene Ontology annotation, molecular function: GTPase activity; GTP binding. NCBI's taxonomy places the organism in Eukaryota, Metazoa, Chordata, Actinopteri, Salmoniformes, Salmonidae. The record is from RefSeq and is a predicted model, not a curated record. Gene Ontology annotation, biological process: negative regulation of autophagy; cellular response to starvation; positive regulation of TORC1 signaling. Gene Ontology annotation, cellular component: nucleus; Gtr1-Gtr2 GTPase complex; lysosome. Bases 1835 to 2980 code for a protein of 381 amino acids. The transcript is spliced from 7 exons.
UCGGGAAAAAAAAGCGCCUGUUCAAGCCGCCAUCUUGGCACCUUUUUCAUAUGAAGAGAAGCCAAUACUGCUUCGUCAAUAGAAAAACCCGUCACAAGGUAGGCGACUUCAUGGAGACGUCGGCUAGCAAAGCGCAUUCUACAAAGUUGUUUUUGACAAAUUCAAACAGAUCAUUGGGUCGAAAGGUCCUCUCGCGCUGAGCAUGUGCAAUCCGUCAAAACCAAAGGUACUCCUUCGACAAAGUUGUUUUUGACAAAUUCAAACGUGUCAGUUUGUCACUUUCACGAGAUUGGAGUAAUAACAUGUUCAACUAUUUACGAUAUUGUCUCGAAUCUAGGUUGUACCUUCAGAUUAAGAAGGGAAACUACUAAGGAAAACCUUUUCACUUAUCUCAUUGAUUUAUCAAAAACCAUACCCCGGCCUGGUCUGUUUCGCAAGCUUUCUCGGAAGUCUCGCCUCUGGGUUUGGAAACUGACUAUAACCGUAGUAUUAGAUUACAGUUUAUUGAAAAAGUAUGAUUUCAGCAAACAAAGGGCACGCAACUACAGAGGACAAACAUAGGUACAAUGUGGGCGUUUCAUAAUUUACAUUUUUUUUUUCAAAGUAAUUGACCUUGAGCGAAUCGAUGUAGUUGGGACUACAUGCCACAAAGCCUGGUCUCGGCUCCACUCAGUUGGUGAAGUUCAUCAGAAAAUUCUUUCACCAUAUAGUUGACUCCUCUACCUAUCCAGCAAAUGUGUAACACGCUACAUUAGCUCGCUAACGCGUUAUAACGUUACAUCUGGGAAAACUAAGCUCUCAUGGUUGUGGAAACCAUGCCAUUUUUCUAUCGUUACUCACGCCAAUAUAAAACAUGAUACGCAGUCCACUUACUCUGUAGUGUGCCAUUAUGAAAUUAACGUUAAACCUUGGCUUUACUGCUAACUGACGUUCUGACGACUCUCACCGCCUGCAACAACAAGCAAGUUUCCCUGGUAGCCUUGAAGUCAAUACAAGCACGCUCGUGCUUAGAGCAUGCGCAGUGUAGUUUAUUGAAAUACUUUCUGUACGGUCUUUUUCUGCCCUCUGCUGGUGAUUUUGUAGGCUUCACACAGACAGUUUUACACUUUAUAUUUUGAUUGAAUGUGGAUUCAUUCCACAGAUGGAAAACAAUACUGGAAUGACAUUGAUUGUAUAAUUGUACAAUGAAUCAAAGGGAUACAUCCAUCGUGAGUUGACCCCCCCCCCCCCCAGUCAAAACAAAAUAUCUCCAGUUGAAAGGUCACAAAACAAGCAUGUGCCCUAGCAGAGAUACUGUAUAUAAUGACGAGAUGCUCUUGUCUCCGCACUAACUAGCGGGAAGGCAUACGGUCUGUUUAUCGGUCUCAUUUGAGGUAUACAUUAACUUCUUCGUUCCUUCUUCUUCGUUCGGUCUGCUUAUCGCUGUAUUCCCACAGGGACAGAUUUUGAUGGGAGUGGACCCUCUCGCUUCGUUUCGUCCUCUCUGGCAGUAGCCUACUUGGUCAGCUGACUGCAAAACAUCUGACAAGGGUAGAACCAGUCUCGGCAGAUUGACACCCUGGUUAACCAACUAUUAUUCGCAUCCUAUGUACAUCGUCCAAUUAGAUUCGGAGGUGAUUGAAGAGCAGGGAAAGGGAAACAUAGGGGACCCGAAGAUCUGAAGGAUAAUAUUACAACACACUCUGGAUUUGCAAGUAACAUUGGCAUUAUUGAUGCAUUUAAACUGUAUUUUACGUUUUAUUGGCGGUGUGGAAGGAUUUUUCGGUAAAAGCAGGAUUGCGUAAAACUAAUAGGGUGAGGGGGGAUUGGGGGAAGCGAGCGUCGUCGGGUCAAAAUGUCGAUUCAGUACGAAGUGGAACCGCUGGCAGACAGCUACGGGGUAGCGGACUCGUUUCCCAAAGAUUUUGGCUAUGGAGAAGAGGAGGCCGACAUCGAGGAUAGCCCAACUCCAAUUGACAGCAAACCUAGAAUUCUGUUAAUGGGUUUACGAAGAAGUGGCAAGUCGUCAAUACAGAAGGUGGUAUUCCACAAAAUGUCUCCCAACGAGACGUUGUUCCUGGAGAGCACCAACAAGAUCUACAAGGAUGACAUCUCCAGUAGCUCGUUUGUCAACUUCCAGAUCUGGGACUUCCCGGGUCAAGUGGACUUCUUCGACCCCACCUUUGACUACGAGAUGAUUUUCAGAGGCACGGGGGCUUUGAUAUUCGUUAUUGACGCACAGGAUGACUAUGUGGAGGCGUUGGGCAGACUCCACCUCACCGUGUCGCGGGCCUACAGGGUCAACCCUGAGAUUAACUUUGAGGUGUUCAUCCACAAAGUGGACGGCCUCUCCGACGACCACAAGAUCGAGACCCAGAGGGACAUCCACCAGAGAGCCAACGACGACCUGGCAGACGCCAGCCUAGAGAAGCUUCACCUCAGUUUCUAUUUGACAAGUAUCUAUGACCACUCAAUAUUCGAGGCCUUCAGUAAAGUGGUCCAGAAGCUUAUCCCACAGCUGCCAACACUGGAAAACCUUCUAAACAUCUUUAUAUCUAACUCGGGCAUAGAGAAGGCCUUUCUGUUUGACGUGGUCAGCAAGAUCUACAUCGCCACAGACAGCAGUCCGGUGGACAUGCAGUCUUAUGAGCUGUGCUGCGACAUGAUCGACGUGGUUAUAGAUGUCUCCUGCAUCUAUGGUCUGAAGGAGAACGGCAGUGGUAGUGCCUACGACAAGGAGUCCAUGGCCAUCAUCAAGCUGAACAACACCACAGUCCUCUACCUGAAAGAGGUCACCAAGUUCCUGGCGUUGGUCUGCAUCCUCCGGGAGGAGAGCUUUGAGCGCAAAGGCUUGAUAGACUACAACUUCCACUGUUUCCGGAAGGCCAUCCACGAGGUGUUUGAGGUGGGCGUUUCCACACCGUGGACGGGCUCCCAGGCGGCCGGCACGCCCUGCACCAAGGCUGUGACACUUAACGGCAUGCCCCGGAGCACUGUCUAAACACAGACAGACAGACGGAGAGAUGAUAGGAAAGGACAGAAAGAUCUCAAAUAAAUAGCUGGGAAGGGAUCGUGCGGAGAAGACUAAUGGAUUGGGGUUUUCAGUAAACCAAUCAUAACUCUCCACCCAGAUCCUAAAAAUCACAGGAAGAGGACUAGAGCUAAAAAAUUAAAUGAGUCAGGGCUGAACCCGAAGCUCAGAGGGGAAGGAGGACUGCGAGCUGACAAAGCUAGGAUGGAAGGGAAACUAAAUGCAGAGAUACCAGGAACAUUCAUACAUUUCGUGGGAAUGCAAGGCAUUGUCGCCUGCUAAAUGAAAGUCCAACUGGACUGGUAUACACAAGCAAAAGCGUAUUUGGCAUUUGGGAACUUUCAGUGAGAUAGGCCUCAUGUGCUGCAAGUCCCAAGAGCCCAGAGGAAGCUUGGUAAUAUCGUUGUCUGUUUUAGCUGCUGGUUCAUCCAUGUGAAGAAGUACUUAAUUUUCAUUUUUAAAUGAAACAUUGAUGUAACCCUCGAUAAGGACAAGAAACUGCAAAGGCUGUGUGGGGAUCAGUUUCGUUGUGUAACCCUGUGCAGACUUAUGGGUCGAAGUCUCUAAGAAAUGCUUGGUGUUUAUCCAAAAUGCACAUAGUAUGCCACUUUCUCAAGGCCUUAUUUAGAUUGAGCUUGCCUGUUGCAAACUUUCUCUCACUACUCACUUGCCUGUGUGCUGCCCAAGACUUUGCUUCUGGUUUCACUCAUUCUGAAGAAAACAGGGUUCCUCAGAGUGCAAAAGGGAUUGUAGUAUCUACCUUUUUCUGCUUCUGUUCUGCGUGUGUGUGUGUGUGUGUCUGGAAAAGAAGAUAGUUGGCGUUUAUGGAUUCAAGACUGCCCCAACAUGUUGAUUUGCCAGUGUCGGCCCUAUGCUCCAAGUUGCUGAAGUGUCAUACUGUAUAAUGAUAUGCCAUGUUGGAAAACUGAGCAAAAAAAUUAACCUGUUACCAGCGGUUUGAUCAGUGAUGCUUAUAGAUUCUGAAACAACAUUCUAGAUUCUAUCUACAAUUUGUUGCAGUUGGAUAUCGGAUUCAUUAGAAUCUUGCACAGACAAAAUAUUCUAAAUAUAGUCUUCUGGAAAUACCUCAUUGCACUGGCUUAUUCUCUUGGCUAUCAAAUGAGUACAAGCACAUUCUAGAUAUAUCUAUCUCCCUUAUGUAUAAAGUAGGCAGUUUAGCCAUAUUUUCUGACACCCAAUCGUAAUACUGCCCCGCAUGGAUGCUUGCCAUAGACCAAAUGCUACUAACAGCCAAUCAACUAUACCAAUCUUCAACUAAUGUGGGCAACUCCUACAUGUAUGACGUCACACGUUCUUUGAGCGUGACCCUUUACCCGAGCAGGUGGAGUCCGAUGCCAUUAGCAAUUAGCUAGUCUGGUCCCAGAUCUGUUUGUGCCGUCUUGCCAAGGCGUGACCAUGAAUAAAAUAGUUGGCAAGACGGCACAAACAGAUCUAGGACCAGUCUAACCAGGAAAGGUCUCUGAUGGGAUCUGUACAUUCCGGUUGUGUGGCAUAUAGCGACAUAUCAUUUUAAUGAUGGUUAUGAUAAUGAUAAACAGAAUGGUGGCAAUUAAAUGCCGGUCACCACGUCUUCAAACCCUGCCUUACGCGAUUAGUCGAUUUCAUUCACUCAUCCACCAUCGACGCCGUCCGGCGCAUAUAGGACAGAAGCAACGACUUCUCCACUGUGCUUUAGCUCCACUGAUGUUGGUCAGCAUUUCGGUGUCUAUAUUAGGUCAGUCUCAAGAGUCACAAGGAGUUGGGCCAUUGCUUCUUGUUUGUCUGAGGAGGUUGGGGUUUAAUGCAUUAGGCCAACAGAUGUGGAGUGUUCUUCGCAGACGAGUUGUGUGGAAGGUGAAUUGUUUGUUCAGGUCCAGUUCAGUCACUUUCCAGCACUCUGUGCCAUAUAGAACAACACUGGUGGAUUUAGAAUUUGGUCUUUGUGCUGUUGUCUUCACUUACACAUUUGUUGGAACUUUGUGAAGGUUUCGCUUUCGCUGAGGGUUCUGUUCAAGGACUUUGUCAGUUUUAUCACAGCAAUCCACACGCAAAACAAGAACCGCAGCAUGAAGCCAAUAUGAAAACCCAUUCCAAGCAUGUAUGCAAUGAUGUGUCGUCAAGCUAAAUUAUUCUCAACAUAACAUUGCUCAUUGUAUUUCACUGUGGGUAAGGGAGACCAGGUCUAACAAUGAAAAAUGAAUCCUGGGAAAAAAAUGACCAAACUGUAUUAUUCUGCCCUGGAUGGAAGAAUGGUGUUGUUUUUUUUGGCUGUUUGUUUUGUUCAUUAGAUUUUUGCAAAUAGUAGACAUUUGGGACUAUAGUGAAUCCACUGUUGUCAGUUCUGCCAAAGUUUUUAUCAUUCACAUGAAAUAAACACUUGCACAUCAAAAGCAAA